AUGUGGUUCCUGGCGAUGAUUGUCUUCGCUGUCCUGAGCCAGGCAGCCAAGCAUCGCCUCAUCGUGGGUACAUUCAGCACCGAGUUCCUCUACACUCUCGAGUACGACGACCAGGACCAGAGCUUAGUGCUUGUGGCCACCAAUCCCGUACCUGCUGCAAGCCAAUGGAUCGCACUGAACCACGACAAGACGAAGCUCUACGGCACGGACUGGAAUGCCGCCGAGCCGUCGUUCAUGAGCUACGACAUCCAAGAUCCCCUCAACAUCAAGCACGAAGCUACCAUCGUGGGAGGUCGCUACUGCUCAGGAUCCAAGAGCAUCUUCGUCGCCGCCUACCCCAAAGCACCCUACACGGUUUAUAGCAACAACUACUACGGCGAUGCAAAGUGCAGCUCGGUCAUGUCUGUGCAUGACAACGGCACCCUGAAGGAAAUCAUACAGGACUACACUUAUGCCCCCGGCUCUGCUGUCCACGGUCUUGCGUUCAGCUCUGGCGGCGGAUACCUGUUCUCGGCGGAUACCAUAGGAAACAAGAUCUGGACGCACCAGAUCGACGCCACGACAGGGCAGCUCACGUACGCGAGCAACAUCACGGGGCCAUCCGCGGGUUCGGAUCCGCGUCACAUCAUCGCACACGGCGGAGACAAGUUCCUGUACACCGUCCUGGAGGGGUCGAGCGAGGUUGCGCAGUACGUCAUGAACCGCGACGGCCAGCUGUUCUACCACGAUACAAAGUACCCUCUCAUCCGUGAGAGUGAGAACCCGGCGGACUUCUGGGCCGACGAGAUCUCGAUGUCUGUGAACAGCAAGUACCUCUGGGCGACGAACCGGGCGCGCGACAAUACUAAGAAGGGCUAUAUCUCGGUGCUCGAACUCGACGAGGCGGAAGGGGCUAUCGCGGGACAGAAUUUCCUGUUGCCGACGUCUACCAGUGGCGGUUUUGCCAACGCGGUGGCCGCGAGCCCGUUCGACGAGUCUCUUGCGGCUUUGACGGAUAACUCUACGGGCUUCGUCGAGAUUUGGAAUGUCAACGGGUAUCCGAUAGCGCAUCUGAACAUCGAAGACGGAGGUGGCUGUUGUGCCAAUGCUGUAUGGCUGGAUUAG
Anthostomella pinea is the source of this 1104-nucleotide messenger RNA. The record is from the annotation of a GenBank genome assembly. NCBI's taxonomy places the organism in Eukaryota, Fungi, Ascomycota, Sordariomycetes, Xylariales, Xylariaceae.